AGCCGGGGUAAUGCCCAGGAGCGCUGCGCAACGGGACCUCAGGAGCGACACAAAAAAUGCUAGAAGUGGCCUAGCGAGAGUCUCCUUUUUGGAAGAAUGAAUGUUCCUCUCUACAUUCUGACCUUCGCUCAUUUGAUUCUCGCCGCCGCCGGAGCAGCAGCAGCAGCAGCAGCAGCAGAGCGCGUCUCUUUGGAGCGCCAACUUCUGGAGGAGGGGAUCCGCUCCGGACGCAGGACUUGCAGGCUCUACUGUCGGGUUGGCAUCGGCUUCCAUCUCCAGAUUCAUCCCGACGGCAGAGUGAACGGCAGCCAUGAGCCCAACCAGCUGAGUGUCCUGGAGCUCUUUGCGGUUUCUCAGGGGGUCAUCGGCAUCAAAGGGGUCUACAGCAACCGAUUCCUGGCCAUGAAUAAAAGAGGACGGCUCCACGCCACCGAAUGGUUCACAGAAGACUGUAAGUUCAGGGAACGCUUCCAGGAGAACAGCUACAACACUUACGCCUCAGUAAUCCACAGAAACCACAGGACUGGUCGCGAGUGGUUCGUGGCCCUCAAUAAAAGAGGAAAAGCCAAAAUGGGCUCCAGCCCGCGGGUCAAAUCCCAGCACGUCUCCACGCACUUCCUGCCCAGAGUCGGCCUCCACGACAAGACCGAGCGAGGCUUCACCAUCACGGACAGGAGCAAAGAACGGAGGAAAACCCCGCUGCCGCCGCCACCACCAGCAGCCGCCAAAUCUGCCCCACCAAAGGCAAGCGUCCACACAGGAACAGCGCCAAGACGGACGCAAGUCAAGUACUGGCCCAAGUACAGGUUUGGAUAG
Messenger RNA from Stegastes partitus (bicolor damselfish), 816 nucleotides. Its product is annotated as fibroblast growth factor 5-like. The record is from RefSeq and is a predicted model, not a curated record. The transcript is spliced from 3 exons. Gene Ontology annotation, molecular function: growth factor activity. The coding region runs from base 97 to 816 and encodes 239 amino acids. Lineage: Eukaryota; Metazoa; Chordata; Actinopteri; Pomacentridae.